AUGGAAGUCAGAUAUUUUACAGCGUUUUACUUUCUUUUGUCUAUGUGGUUCCAACUCUUUUGUCUUUCUUUUACCAGGUUCUUAGUGACUUUUGAUAGUGUCCCCAAGACUCUAAACUUUAUAUUCAACAACCUAUCAUUAUCUAUCUAUCUAUCUAUCUAUCUAUCUAUCUACCUUCUUCUUUAUUCAUCUAUCUAUCUAUCUAUCUAUCUAUCUAUCUAUCUAUCUAUCUAUCUAUCUCAUUCCUAUUCAUAUCUAGCUCUUUCCUAUUCAUAUAUAUAUAUAUAUAAGGCAUUUCUAUGCGUUAAAAAUUUGUUUUUGAAAAUACCAGAAUUGAACAAUCAGCAUCCCUCCCCCUCAACUCUCACUCUCACUCUCUCUCUUUCUCUCUCUCUCUCUCUCCAACUAUUUAUAUGUAUAACCUCUGCCUCUAUAGUAUUCUCAUUUCUUUUCUAUCUCUUUAUCACUCCUUCUCUCGUAAUUCUUUCUUCAUAUAUUUUCUUUCUUUCUCACUUUCUUCUCUCUUUUGUUUCUCUCUUUCUUUAUGAAUCCCUCAGAGUAUUUUUUCUUUUUUUCUGUCUUACUUUCUUUUGUUCCUUCCAAGUCUGUUUAGUCUUUUUCUCUCUAUUUUUCUCUUCCUCUUUCUCGCUUUCUUUUCUUUUUACAAUCUAUCUGUCUCUGUCUUUCUUUCUUUUGUUCCCUCCAAGUUUGUUUAGUCCUUUCUCUUCUCGCGUUCUCUCUUUCUCUCUCCCCACCACUCUCUCUCUCUCUCUCUCUCUCUUACACACAUUUCUUUUUCGAUUUCUCUCUUUCUUUGUACAUAUCAACUUAUUUACUAAAAUAAGAAUUACUUUCUUUUCUUUCUUUCUUUCUUUCUUUCUUUUCCCAUUCUUUUUUAUUCUUUUCCAACUGCCUUUAACAUUAUUCUUCCUCUCCCUCUUUUUUCUCUUUUUCUUACCUAUACAUUUUUUCCCAACUUCAUUCUUUCUUUCUUUCUUUCUUUCUUUCUUUCUUUCUUUCUUUUCACGGUUAAAUAACGUUCAUUCUUUCUCUCUAUUCACGUUUAUUUAUUUAAUCCAAAAUGACUUUUCUUUUUUUUCCUUUUAUUCUUUCUUUCUUCCGAUUUCCAAAAGGUAA
Molecule: messenger RNA, 1137 nt
Organism: Acanthosepion pharaonis
Lineage: Eukaryota; Metazoa; Mollusca; Cephalopoda; Sepiida; Sepiidae
Source: the annotation of a GenBank genome assembly